Populus trichocarpa (black cottonwood) is the source of this 4142-nucleotide messenger RNA. Its product is annotated as probable serine/threonine-protein kinase SIS8. Gene Ontology annotation, molecular function: ATP binding; protein kinase activity. The record is from RefSeq and is a predicted model, not a curated record. Bases 695 to 3886 code for a protein of 1063 amino acids. Gene Ontology annotation, biological process: protein phosphorylation. Lineage: Eukaryota; Viridiplantae; Streptophyta; Magnoliopsida; Malpighiales; Salicaceae. The transcript is spliced from 13 exons.
GAGAGAGAGGGGGGAGUGAGCGAGUUGAGAUUGUUUCUGUUUGCCACUAAAUUAAUCUUUUUUAUGGGACCUUGAAAUCCUUGUGCCUCAAAAACUCCUAGUGGGUCAUUCUUUCUUGUUUCUCGAGUCCUACUCUCCCACUUGUUGCUCUUUGGCUUUGCUGUCUCUCUGCUGCAUCUCUUACCUUUUCUUGUUUCCAAACUUAACCCUCCUUAAGACCCUUUCUUCUCUCUUUUCUAUGUACCAUCUUCCCUAUAUCCAAAGAAAGAUCCAUUCCAUACUGUGUUGGUAUUGGUUUAUUCUUGUUGGAGGCUACAAAGAUCAAUUCUGUUUAGUGGGAUAGUCCUUGUUUGUGUAAUGCAUGCAAGUAGGCAAGGGUGUUGCUGUUCCCUGGAAGGGAAGCUAUUUUCAUUCAAUUGAAGCAUCUGGGCAUUCUUGAUUUUUGAAAAGAUGAACUGGGUAUUGCUUGAAAUGGUUAUUCUGCUUAUUGGAUUGAUGGGUUGAUUUAGGGUCAGUUAAUGUUGUGGGCUUUGAGGCAAUCUCCGUGUUUUGGAUUGGUUUGAACUUAAUUUGUGUUUCUAUUGGUUGUAUUUUAGACUUUUUGUGAUUGAGAUUUCAUGCUUGGUCCAAGAAAAUGGAGAGGUUUAUGGCCAGAUUUUUAUUUCUUUUGCACUGAAAAAAUUAGUCAAAGAAUAUGAAGAACUUUCUCAAGAAGCUUCAUAUCAUGCCUAAUCAAUCAGAGGAUGCAGAGGGGUCAAAUUCAUCAAGAGGCCAUAAGUCCACUAAUGGAUCAUCCCCUGAUAAUAAGUCUUUGCAUUCUAGGUCCCAAGAGAAUAAACCCUUUUCUGGCCUUUCAAAUUGGUUAAGUUCAGUUGCUAAUAGAAAAAGUCCUAGUCCACCAUCAUCUUCAAAUGUGACUAGAGGAGAGAAGGUGGAGCAACCGGAGUCAAUUAGUAGUAGUGGUUUUGAUGUUGUUUCAGAAGCUGCAAGGCGUGAUUCAGGGUCUACCACCUCCAGGGAUCCUGAUAUUGAAGAGGAGUAUCAGAUACAGCUGGCUCUGGAGUUGAGUGCAAGUGAGGAUCCCGAGGCAGUUCAGAUUGAGGCUGUUAAGCAAAUAAGCUUGGGCUCUUGUGCACCCGAGAAUACUCCUGCUGAAGUCAUUGCUUAUCGAUAUUGGAAUUACAAUGCUCUUAGCUAUGAUGACAAGGUCUUGGAUGGUUUUUAUGACCUGUAUGGAAUCAUGACCGAGUCCACAACAGACAGAAUGCCUCCUCUCGUUGAUUUGCAAGGAACACCAGUCUCAGAUGGUGUCACCUGGGAAGCAGUGCUGGUCAAUAGGGCUGCUGAUGCUAGUUUGUUGAAACUUGAACAGAAGGCACUGGAGAUGACUGUCAAGUCAAGGUCAGAAUGUCAAAUUUUCAUUGGCAGUGCUUUGGUGGGAAGGCUUGCUGUUUUAGUUUCUGAUUACAUGGGUGGAUCAGUUGGGGAUCCCAGCAAUUUGUCAAGAGCAUGGCGCAGUCUUAGCUAUAGUUUGAAAGCAACCCUUGGUAGCAUGGUUUUGCCACUUGGUUCUCUUACAAUUGGCUUGCCUCGUCAUCGUGCAUUAAUGUUCAAGGUUUUGGCUGAUAGUGUUGGCAUACCAUGCCGGUUGGUAAAAGGGCAUCUGUACACUGGUUCUGAUGAUGUAGCUAUGAACUUUGUAAAGCUCGAUGAUGGAAGGGAAUACAUUGUUGAUCUAACAGCAGACCCUGGCACCCUUAUUCCUUCUGAUGCAGCUGGAUCACAUAUAGAAUACGAUGAGACAUUCUUUUCUUCCAGUCCUUUAUCUAGAGACAUUGACUCUUCUCAUAUAGCUUCUUCUAGUAGUGGACACACAAGUUCAUUUGAAGAACAUUCAGAACUUGGGACAUUGGAAAAGCAAUCCAGAUUGAGAAAUAUUGCUGCUGUAGGGAACCAAUCUGAUGGAAGAAGUGAAUCUCAUGAGGGGGCAAGUUUAACUAGGCCGAGUAAAAGUGGAGAAGAAUCUACGAUGUCUUCAGAUGAUUUUGGAAAAACUUCCAAUGCUGAGAAGGUGCCAGUGCGGGAGCUUCCUGGCAGACCUAUUUACCCUUAUGCACAUGCUCGCUCUCCUUCUUGGACUGAAGGUGUUAGUUCUCCUGCUGCCCGUAGAAUGAAAGUAAAAGAUGUUUCACAAUAUAUGAUUGAUGCUGCAAAAGAGAAUCCACAGUUAGCCCAGAAACUUCACGAUGUGUUGCUUGAAAGUGGUGUUGUUGCCCCCCCUAACCUGUUUACUGAAAUCUAUGCUGAACAGUUGGAUUUGUCUACUGCUGAGACCAAGUCCCCAACAGUAGAUAAGGUUGAUCACAAACAGAGGACUGAAAUCCGAAGUGUGAAGGAUCAAGAUGAUCUUGUUCCUGCUCGAUUUUUGCCUCCUCUGCCUCCUCAUAGGCUGCCAUAUAAAGCCAGUUCACCUGGUAAUCCACCUGAUCAAUCUAAACCUGUGGAGGGUUCAGGGGUCAACCAUCCUUUUGAUACAAGGGAGAUCACUGGACUACCCAUACCAUUGCAGUCUGAAGUUACUCCUGUGAAAUAUGUAAAAAAAGUUCCUGUAGCUGCUGCAGCUGCUGCCGCUGCAGCUGUUGUUGCAUCUUCUAUGGUUGUUGCUGCAGCAAAGUCAGGUACUGACUCAAACCUUGAACUACCAGUUGCAGCUGCUGCCACUGCCACAGCUGCAGCAGUGGUGGCAACCACAGCAGCUGUCAACAAGCAAUAUGAGCAGGGUGCACGGAGUGAUGGAGAUGCAGAUAGUGCUGGUUAUGAGCCACGAGGUAGUGGGGACAAGGGUAGUGGAGGACGCAGCAGUGAAGGCCAUGGCAGUGGUGGCCAAGAAUGUGAUGCUUUAGGUGCCAAUUCAGAAGGCGAGAGAAUAUCUGACAGAUCAGUUGGAAAUGAUAGCUCAAAGUCUGAUGCUGCGAUGGAUGAUGUUGCAGAGUGUGAGAUUCCAUGGGAUGAAAUUUCCUUGGGUGAACGUAUUGGACUUGGAUCAUAUGGAGAGGUAUAUCGUGGAGACUGGCAUGGAACAGAAGUUGCUGUGAAGAGGUUCCUAGACCAAGAUAUUACGGGUGAAUCUCUUGCAGAAUUCAGAAGUGAGGUUCGAAUCAUGAAGAGAGUCAGGCAUCCCAAUGUGGUUCUCUUCAUGGGAGCUGUAACUCGUGCCCCAAAUCUUUCAAUUGUUACAGAGUUUCUUCCUAGAGGUAGCUUGUAUAGAUUACUUCACCGGCCUAACAAUCAAUUGGAUGAGCGGAGGCGUUUGAGGAUGGCCUUUGAUGCUGCUCGGGGAAUGAAUUAUUUGCACAACUGCACCCCAAUGAUAGUACACCGAGAUUUGAAGUCCCCCAAUCUUCUGGUUGAUAAAAAUUGGGUAGUUAAGGUAUGUGAUUUUGGAUUAUCGAGGAUGAAGCACAGCACAUUUCUCUCUUCAAGAUCAACUGCAGGAACGGCUGAGUGGAUGGCCCCAGAAGUGCUAAGAAAUGAACCUUCAGACGAAAAGUGUGAUGUUUAUAGCUUCGGGGUUAUAUUGUGGGAGCUCUCUACAUUGCAACAACCAUGGGGUGGAAUGAACCCAAUGCAAGUUGUUGGUGCGGUUGGAUUUCAACAUCGCCGUCUCGACAUUCCAAAUGAUAUGGAUCCUACAAUUGCAGAUAUUAUUAGGAACUGCUGGAAGACAGAUCCAAAAUUAAGGCCAACAUUUGCAGAAAUCAUGGCUGCGCUGAAGCCAUUGCAGAAGCCUAUAACUGGUCCACAAGUGCCCAGACCAAAUGCAUCAUUGAGAAGUGGGCGUGAGAAGGUUCAGCUGUUUCAAGAAGCUGAAGACCAGGCAGGCUAGCAGAGCAAGUUGGAGACCAAACUGAACAUUAACUCAUUGGAUUGCCAAAAAUGGAGGCAAGUCGCGGACUUUGUGGGACAAGAAUGAGAGAGACUGGUCGAAGACCAGACAUAUACUUUGAUUUGAGAUGACUCUGAUUCUUUUUCUUUGUUUUUACCUUUCUUGUUUUAUAUUCUUGUUCAGCCAUUCUCAAGGUUGUAUAUUUGUUAGUAAAAAUUAAUUUGAAAAUUGUUGUAAUCAAUGUUUUGUUCUUCAA